Messenger RNA from Opisthocomus hoazin, 575 nucleotides. NCBI's taxonomy places the organism in Eukaryota, Metazoa, Chordata, Aves, Opisthocomiformes, Opisthocomidae. The record is from RefSeq and is a predicted model, not a curated record.
GGACCGGCCGUGGCCGGGUGUCUCUGUUGUCCCCUGCAGAUGUGGUGACCCUGGAUCCCACCACGGCUCAUCCCUGUCUUGUCCUGUCGGAGGACUGCAGGAGCGUGAGAUGGGGAGGUGCUUAUGAGAACAAGCCCAUCAACCCUGACAGAUUCACCACCUGGGCCUGCGUGCUGGGCCGGGAGGGCUUCACGGAGGGGAGGCACUGCUGGGUGGUGGAGGUGGAGGGGAUGGUGGGAGGCUUUUCAUGCUGGGCUUUUGGGGUGGCCAGGAAGUCUGUGGAGAAGAAGGGGAAAUUGGAAAUGACCCCUGAAGAAGGGGUCUGGGGGUUGCAGAACUGGGACUGGAAAUUCGAAGCCCUCACCUCUCCUCGCACGCCCCUGUCCUCGUUCCUGGUCCCCAGCAGAAUCUGGGUCUGUGUGGACUGCACGGAGGGGCUGGUGACGUUCAUCAACGCCGACAGCGGGGCCGAGAUCUUCACCUUCCCACCAGCCCCAUUCGAUGGGGAGAUCCGCCCGUGGUUUUGGGUGGGGAGAAAGAGAACCCAGCUGUGCAUUGGGGGCAGCUCCUCCUAA